Molecule: messenger RNA, 1082 nt
Organism: Carcharodon carcharias (great white shark)
Lineage: Eukaryota; Metazoa; Chordata; Chondrichthyes; Lamniformes; Lamnidae
Product: RLA class II histocompatibility antigen, DP alpha-1 chain-like
Exons: 5
Coding region: 424-987 (187 amino acids)
Source: RefSeq, a predicted model, not a curated record
GCUUUUGCCAGUAGUAGUUGCAUCUGAGGAAGGAAUGAUUUGUUGAGAUUGAGAGAGGGAGAGAGAGGUAGAGAGAGAUAAGUCGUGAGCAGGAAAGAGAGACUUUAACUUGCUGGAACACAUGGGCUGUCCAAGGCAAAACAAUAAAGUUGUUUUUUUCUGUGCAUUGCCGUUAGCAUGGCUUCUGGGCUCCGCGAUAGAAUGUGCAGAGCAAAGAGUGCGGGGGAUGAUUUUCAGCGUCUCUGACAGCCGGACCUCCAUUGUCACCUCGACCACUGAUGACAUGACCCUCGCCUACCAUAACAGCACCGAGUCCAACUUGUGUUCCUUAUUGAGGCGCUGAACGCGCUCCAUGCUGAGUCAAACAAUCUCAUCCAGAAAUAUCAGAGCUAUCUGACAUUUAAUGAAAUCCUUCUCAACGAAAUGGCGAACCGCAUCCCGGAGAAACAAAACGACGACCCCACAGUGUUGCUUUAUCCGGGUGAACCCUUCACCUUAGGGGGGAAGAACACCCUGAAUUGUUUUGUGAGUCAUCUGUUUCCGCCAGUGGCCCAUGUGUCCUUCCUGAAGAACGAUCAGCCCCUAUCGGGGCAAGUGAGGUCCUCGCAGUUCACCUUCGACAACAGCUGGAUGUUUCAAAUCUUGAAAUAUGUGCAAAUUGAGCCUGCUGUUGGGGACAAGUAUUCGUGUGUGGUGGAGCUAGUCACGAAGGAGCAGUUCCGAGCCUACUGGGAGGCAACAACGUCAGGCAAUCAUAAAAACCCAGUACAGAUUGCAAUCUGCGCAGUUGGCUUUGUGAUUGGUGGCCUGGGGAUGAUGACUGGCCUCUGCCUGAUUUUCUACAAGUGGGGAAAUGAGGUGGGGUCCAGGGAUCAGCAAACCAUACCUGCGGAGGAGCCACAGGACUCAAUGCUGAAUGGAGAAGGGGCACAAGAUGAAGGGACCCGUGUGGAUCGGAGUGAUCCAAACCAACCAGCAGAAUGUUGAGCCAAUCUGUGUCCUAAUCUGAUCUCACACACACACUCUUGUUCCUCAAAACUGUGUUCCCUUCAAAAAAAAUUACAUAAUUUCUGCAAACGUGA